AUGGCUGCCGCUACGACAAAUGGCGAGUCGUCUGCGGCUCUAGACGAGUUGAAGCCUCCUUCCGGCGUUGUCCUUCCUCCACGCGAAAUACGCAAUAUUCUGGAAAAGACUGCUGGUUACGUCGCAAGAAACGGCGCCAUAUUCGAGGAUCGCAUUCGAGAUAAGGAGUCAGCAAAUCCGAAAUUCAGCUUUUUGAACCCCGACGACGCGUACCAUGCAUUUUAUCAAUGGCGACUGGCCGAAGUAAAAUCUGGGAGAGGGACGGAUGUCGCCGCCGGCCGCGCAGGCGAAGCCGCUGCGGAACCAGAGAAGCCAAAAGGGCCCCCAAAGCCUCCCGACUUUGAAUUCUCUGCGCGCAUGCCUCGUAUUAACCAGAAGGAUUUGGAGGUCAUUCGUCUGACGGCAUUAUUCGUCGCCAAGAAUGGACGGCAAUUCAUGACCCAACUGGCCCAGCGAGAGACUGGCAACCCGCAGUUCCAGUUUCUUAUCCCAAACCACACGUUUCACAAUUUCUUCCAGCACCUCAUUGAUCAGUACACCACACUCAUACGAGCUGCCGGGCUUGACGGCGAGGGCGGCAAGCUUCAGGAAGAGAAAACCGCCGAGCUGGAGCGCAACGUCAAAGACAAGUAUUGUGUGUUGACUCGGGCUAGGCAACGAGCUGAUUACGCCAAAUUUCAGGAAUUGGAACGUCAGAAGAAGGAGGAGGAAGAGGAAAAGAAAAAGGAAGAAUUUUCGCGCAUCGACUGGGGCGACUUUGUCGUGGUUGAGACUAUCACCUUUACCGAAGCGGACGAGACGGCAAACCUACCACCUCCGACCAACCUGUCCGAGCUCCAGUAUGCCUCUCUCGAAGACAGAAACAAGGCCUCACUAAGCAUGCUACGUAUUGAAGAAGCCAUGCCUGGUGAAGAAUUCAGUGUUGGGAGCGGCCCUGCUGUUAUACCAUAUGCACCUUCACCCGUUCCCCCUCAGCCAAGUUAUGGUGCACAGCAACCCGCACAAACUUAUCCUCAACCGGGCCAGAUGCCUGCCGUGCAAGCACCCCCCAACGGCUACCAGCCACAGAGAUCUUCUCAGGAGGAAGAGGAAGCUCGUCGCAUCCAGGAACGAGCUGACGCCCAAGCCCGCAUCCAACAAGCACAAUCGGAAGCGAGAGGCGGUGCGCCGCCAAUGAAAAUCCGAGAGAACUAUGUGCCUCGGGCGGCGCAACGAGGCAAGCAAGCUGGCCAGACUGCCCUCUGCCCCAAUUGCAAACAGCAGAUUCCUAUCAAUGAGCUCGAAGCUCAUAUGCGGAUUGAACUUCUGGAUCCCAGAUGGAAAGAGCAAAAAGCGGCAGCAGAGUCACGGUACUCGGCGACUAUUACAGGUUCUGAAAUUGCCCAAAACCUCAAGCGUCUCGCGAGUCAACGAAACGAUGUGUUUGACCCUGCAACUGGUCAGGCCAUGUCCGAAGAAGAGUUGGCGAGGCGGAAGAAGGCAGCAUUAAACCCGGCCGAGGCGCAGCAGGAGAGCAAGCCGCAAGCGAUGAAUCCACAAACUGUCAAUGUCGAAGAGCAAAUCCGGGCUAUUCACCAGAAAUUUGCAGGCGACAGGAAGUAG
Messenger RNA from Metarhizium brunneum ARSEF 3297, 1602 nucleotides. It is a transcript of the gene sap114, whose product is annotated as Pre-mRNA-splicing factor sap114. The record is from RefSeq and is a predicted model, not a curated record. Gene Ontology annotation, biological process: mRNA cis splicing, via spliceosome; regulation of alternative mRNA splicing, via spliceosome. Gene Ontology annotation, molecular function: RNA binding. Gene Ontology annotation, cellular component: U2-type prespliceosome; U2 snRNP; catalytic step 2 spliceosome. Lineage: Eukaryota; Fungi; Ascomycota; Sordariomycetes; Hypocreales; Clavicipitaceae.